AUGAUUUCCAAAAAUGAUGAUAAUUUCACAGAUAAUAUAUAAUCUGAAAGAAAAUACUAUGAGAGCGAAGAGGACAUCCAACCACUAAAAGUAUUACAUUUCAAAUUAUACUAAAAGGUAGGAGAUAUCAUUUAGAAUCGCUUUUUAAUUAGUCAACAAAUAGGAGAAGGCUCAUUUGGGAGUGUUUUCAAAGUACUUGAUAGAAAUAAUAAUAACGCUACUUGGGCUAUGAAGGUAGAAAUAGAUGAGGACGAUGAAAACAGUUUAUUAGAAAGAGAAAUCAAAGUUCUCAUUGAAUUAAGGUAAAAUUACAUGAUUCAAAUUUAGAAAAUAAUAAGGUUUUCCAUAAAUUAAAUUCUACGGAUAAGAAAGAGGAUACACUUACUGCAUCAUGACAUUGUUGGGAAAAAACUUAGAACAGAUCUUUAGGAAGUUGGGGUGUGUCAUGAAUUAAACCACUGUCCUAAGAUUAGCCAUUUAAGUAUUCACUAUAAGAUGAUAUUAGCCUAACAGAUGAUUGAUAGAAUUUCAGUUAUGCAUGAUAAUAGAUUUCUCCAUCGAGACAUCAAACCUGAUAAUUUUGUUAUUGAAUCCGGGCCAAAUGCAAAGAUACUGUAUUUAAUUGAUUUUGGUCUCUCCAAACAUUAUAUCGUAUCAUAAUAUACUCAUAAUUUCUAGAAUAGUAAAGGAGAACACAUCUCGUAUGUUAAAAAGGCAGGCCUUAUAGGAACUGCGAGAUAUGCAUCAAUAAGUGCUCAUGAAGAAAUGGAACAAGGAAGAAAAGAUGAUCUUGAAAGCAUUGGCUAUGUUUUGAUAUAUUUGGCAACAGGAAAUCUGCCUUGGAUGAAUUUGUAAAUUGAUUCUAAGGAUGCCAAAUACACUAAAAUAUAUUAAAUUAAAAAAGAAACCAAGACUGAAGAUCUUUGUUCUAAUUUACCUAAAGUAACAUCAUUUCAUAUAUAUUAUUAGUGUUUCUAUUUCUACAUGAAUGAUGUGAAAUCUUUAGAAUUCCAGGAAACUCCAAAUUACGAUAAAUUGAAAUCAUAUUUUGAGAAAGAAAUUGAGAUCCUUAAUAAAUAAACAUCCAUGAAUGCCUCUUAAUUUACAUAUGAUUGGGAAAGAUUACCUGAAUACAGCAAACAAAAGAAGCAUCAGACAGUCCAUGUCAUGCAAGUAAAUUCUUAUUAAUCUAGAAUCAAGAAAAACGGUAAUAAGUAGAAAUUGCAUUCAAUCCUCAUAAACUAAAUCAAGUAAAUAAAUAAAAUCAGUUCAUCAAUUAAUAAACAAAGGAUUCCCAAUAAAAGUCAACGCAAAAUCAAUAACUUACAUUUGAGUAAAUAAUGAAUGAAAAAAGAAAGGGCACUAAAAAGACUGUCUACAGUCCCACUGGUAAAAGCAAAAAACCUCCUCUCUUGAUUAACAUAGUAGAAAAUACUGAUUUAAAUAAACAAAAUGUGUUAUCCCCAAUCAAACCUGAUGACAGCAGACUUUUCAGAAUGCAAAAUCAUUCUUCCACCUUACUUCAAAUUCCUCAACUUAACUCAUCAUAUUAACUAGAUUCUUAUAUUUCACCUUCUGUAGCAACUUCAAGAUUAAACAAUUAUUUUGAAAGUGAAGGUGUUGUUAGUGAAGGUGGAGGAUUGCCAAUAUGGGAUUUAUGUGAUGGAUCAAAACCAGAAUUCUAAAAAGUAACUGGGAUUUUGGAAGGUAUAAAGAAACCUAGUUUAAUUAUUUUGAGGAAGGAACGAAAAGCACAUACAUGUAUAUUAUAUCACUAAUCAAAUUAGAAGUAGACACUGUUAAAUUGAUGCAAGAACUAUUUGUUCCCCCAAUUAAAUUAAUUGGAGAUUAGGAAUCAAAUGUUGAAGGAUUAGAAUGA
This is a messenger RNA of Paramecium octaurelia, 1879 nucleotides long. The record is from the annotation of a GenBank genome assembly. NCBI's taxonomy places the organism in Eukaryota, Ciliophora, Oligohymenophorea, Peniculida, Parameciidae.